Bombina bombina (fire-bellied toad) is the source of this 513-nucleotide messenger RNA. RefSeq names its product transmembrane protein 244 (gene TMEM244). NCBI's taxonomy places the organism in Eukaryota, Metazoa, Chordata, Amphibia, Anura, Bombinatoridae. The record is from RefSeq and is a predicted model, not a curated record. Bases 55 to 513 code for a protein of 152 amino acids. The transcript is spliced from 6 exons.
GAAAAGCAGUAUUUGUCGUAUAGCACAUUUUUAUUUUCAUUUUAGAAUGUUAAGAUGGUUCUCAAGAUCAAAGUGUCGGAAAGCAAGAUUGUCUUUCAAAACGUGCUAAUCUGUGCAGUCAUUUUCUACACUGUUUACUAUCUGUCCCAAGUAAUUUGUUUCAUAGCACUUAGAUUGGGAAGCUUUGAUGAACUUGGCCCAUUUGAUUUCAAAACCCUUCCAUCAUGGUUAGACAAAAAGUAUUUAGCUAAUUUGAUCUCUCUUGAGUCAACCUGUAUCGUAUCCGGUCUGCUCUUUGCAUUGGUUGUAGAAGAAUGGAUCUGGGACUAUGCUUGCACUGUUACAGUAUUCCACAUUUUCAUAACUUCAAUAGUUAUGAUGGAAUUUCCCCAGACGGCUCACUGGUGGAUAUCAUUAGGUAUUGGUUUGACUGCAAUGGUUUCUGGAGGACAAAUCCUGGCUUAUAUUCUCUUUAAAGACAACUUCAUCUAUCCGGACCUUGAUGAUUUUUAA